CUGAGCCAUUUCUGUUUAUGAACAUGUUGUUAAGUUCACUUUUCGAUCUAACGUUCUUCACUUUUCGAUCUAACAUUGUAGUAACGUUACUCAGAGUCAUAUAAAAGUAAGUAACGUUACCUGAUGUCCUGUUUUGGCAAAAUGAUAUUCAGAGUAAAGUAAAAAAAGCAAGGAGGUCAUACCACUACCCCCUUGUUUCAGUGAUGAUUUAGGUCAAUGUUGGAGGAUGGGAAAGUUGUAUGUUUUUGGUUAUAAUGGUUUUGGCCAGCUGAGACCCGACAGACAAGAUAAUUCCCUGGUCCAUCCUGUGGAGCUGGAGGUUACUGAGCCAGAUGAUGAUGAUGCGGUUGCUAUGGUUACUGCUUCAUGGAGUUCAGCUGCCAUCUUUGUAGCUUCUGCAGGCAAAACAAUCAUCGCGACCCAAGGGUUUUUAAACGCUGAGUCCCACCAGUGCAGAAAGUUUGAGACUGAUGCUGUCAGGAGUUCAGCUUGGAUAGCUGACAGCCUGGUGGUGGUGCGGGAGGGGGGCGAGUGUGUGCAGGUGGACCCCUGUACAGGACUGCAGCAGGGCAGAUGGAAUGGUCCAGAUGGAGUCAAGUUCACUGAUGUGGUUUGUAGGGAGAGCACCAUACUGGCACUGACAGAUACUGGUGACAUCACCAUGCUGGGGGAUGUGCAGUCUACCAACCCUACCCCCCUGCCUGUGUACCUGGGCGAGAAGGUUAAGGCUGUCUGCUGUGGCAAGGAACAUUCCCUAGCACUAACUCUCAGUGGGAGGGUGUUCAGUUGGGGGAAUGGCAGCCGAGGACAGCUGGGUCAUGGAACAACUGAAGCCUCCAACACUCCACAGGUCAUAGAGGCAUUGGAAGGGGUUACCAUGGUGACCAUAGCUGCUGGGGGCUGGCAUUCUGUCUCUGUCAGUGCUUUUGGAGACCUGUAUGUCUGGGGCUGGAAUGAGGCGGGACAGUUAGGAUUACCCACAUCCAAACACAAGACUGGACCCUCAGACCACAAACCUUCCAUCAGUGAAAUGGGCCAGCAAGGCGGUGACAAUGUAGCAGAGGUGCUGGUACAGGCCACUCCUACCAUAGUGGACAUGCCAGCGGGUCAGGAGGUAUCAAAGGGGAUGGCCAGCUCUUGACAUGGGGAUGGGGCAAGUUCUCUUUUUUAAUAUUCUGGUUAUCUCUUUCAGUUUUAUACACAAACUUUGGUCAGUUCUUUUAAUAAAAUGAUUUGUGCUCUAUGACAACUCCCUUCUCUCCCUCAACACAGGUGCUUAUGGUCAGUUAGGCAAUGGACAGACAGAGAGGUGUGAGGUUCCUCGCGCAGUGGAGUUCUUCAAGCAGAGAAAAGUAACUAAUGUAUGGUGUGGCCCAUGGAAUGAUUUCGUACAAGUGGAGGAGUAAUGUAAGACAUUUCCUACAGCAUUUUGCGAAUACAGCUUUCAAUAUAUUGAUAAUCCCUCAUACAGGGGAAUAACAUGGAAUACAAGUAAAUGUACUCUGUCCACCCUUACAUCAAGUUGGUUACUUUCAGCCUCCUGAAAUGUAGAUAAUAAAAGAGUGGUCCAAGCUCAACACUGAUACAUUUGGAUCGGUCCACAGUAGUAAGUACAUGUAUAUACUUAUCUCAAUAUUGUAUAUGGGAGGUUCUGUGCCAAAUGACCACUAUAUAUGUGCCAAUGCAGAGUGUGUAAAACAUGGGAAAAUGCUGAUGAAGGCCCUCUUUGUGAUAUAUAAUUGAUAUUCCAAAAAUACAGUGGCCAGAUAACCAACAACAUCCCACUGGCACCUUUACAGUACUGUCCUGUGCCUAGUGGUGUUGGCAGUGUCUGCCCAGCCCGUGUGUGUCAAAUGUGGACAGCUGCCUCUAUGUCUGGUAGUGUCCACCUCUCCAGUGGUAGUGCCUGCUGCAGUGUGAAUAGUCCCUGCUGUACUCUACACAGUGAUGUCAUGUGGGCACAGCUGUCAACAGCUUAAAUUAAGGGAGGGAAAAAGAAUAUCAAUUAAAACCAAGCAAAAAGACAUGAAACGUUACUGGACACAACGAAUGUCGAGGUAUUAAUUGAUGGUACAUGUGAUACAUACACUAAUGGAUGCAACAGAAUGUCAUGAGUUUUAUCAAGUGAUACUGCUAUUUUUUCAAAUGUUGUGCAAGAAAGUAAAGGUAUAUAUUUCCCUCA
Molecule: messenger RNA, 2182 nt
Organism: Branchiostoma floridae (Florida lancelet)
Lineage: Eukaryota; Metazoa; Chordata; Leptocardii; Amphioxiformes; Branchiostomatidae
Product: RCC1 domain-containing protein 1-like
Exons: 6
Coding region: 227-1141 (304 amino acids)
Source: RefSeq, a predicted model, not a curated record